AUGGAUGAGGAUAAAAAUUCUAGCGCACACCAUGAACCGGUUGAUGACGUGAAAUCAGUAGCACCCUCCAAUGAUGAGUAUGAUGAUAAUUCUGGUGGUGUAGACAUCGAAAAUCUUCCAGAAAACUUCAUUGCCCCUGAAGUAUGGGAACAAAUCGGAAAAGCACUAGAAGAUUUUAAUUUUGACGAUAUAAAUAAAUUGUCCUUUGGGUCAAUGAAAAUGUGUGUAACGUUUUAUUAUAUGUAUGCCAAGGCAAAAGGUUUCGGAGCACGAAACAAAGCAGUUGUAAGGAGCAAAGUGGAUGGUAAAUUCACAUCAAAAAACCUGAUGUGCAGUAGGGAAGGUGUACGCCAGCUAAAGUACUUGGAAAACCCAAAUAGGAAGCGCCCGUCAAGACCGGAAACUAGAUAUGGGUGCCAAGCUGUAAUCAAGUUCAAGUGGAAUCCAAGUGACGACUCUUGGUUCGUGAGAGACUUUGUUGGGGUCCAUGAUCACGAGCUUGUCUCCCCAAGUGAAGUCCAAUUUAUAAGAAGCCAUAGAAGUCUUUCAUAUGCUGACAAGCUCCGUAUCAAGGCAUUGAUAAAUUCUUGGGUAUCUCCUCCCGUGACAAUGAGGAAUCUGGUUCAACAAGCGGGUGGUCCUGACAAACUACCUUUCCUUAAAAAGUACUUGUACAAUGCUUGUCAAAGAAUUAAGAAGGAAGAUAUUCCAGAUAAGGGCACGGAGGUCGUGUUUGUAUACCUGUUCGGGAAACAGAAUACUGACCUUGGGUUUUUCUUGAAAUAUACACGAGACAGAGAUAAUGCACUGGAUAAACUCUUUUGGUGUGAUGGGACGUCCUGUAAUGAUUACAGGGCAUUUGACAAUGUCAUUGCCUUUGACACCACAUACAAAGUAAAUGCGUACCACAAGCCGCUUGUGGUGAUUGUCGGUGUAAAUCACCACAGGCAAAGUGUUGUUUUUGUUGUUUCUCUAGUUAGCCAUGAAAAGGAGGAGACAUUCAAGUGGAUAUUGGAGCAGUUGACUGAAGCAGGGGAUAACGUCGCUCCUUACACUGUUUUGACUGACGGGGACAAGGCAAUGGCAAAUGCUAUAUCAGUUGUUUUCCCGAAGGCUAUACAUAGGCUGUGA
Spinacia oleracea (spinach) is the source of this 1131-nucleotide messenger RNA. RefSeq names its product protein FAR1-RELATED SEQUENCE 5-like. NCBI's taxonomy places the organism in Eukaryota, Viridiplantae, Streptophyta, Magnoliopsida, Caryophyllales, Amaranthaceae. The transcript is spliced from 2 exons. The coding region runs from base 1 to 1131 and encodes 376 amino acids. The record is from RefSeq and is a predicted model, not a curated record.